UUUUUUAUUUGAAAUGUAGCGCAGAAUCUCAGUAUGCAUCUCCCCUAAGAUCGCGCGGAAUCGAAUAAUCAUUAUUCAUUAUCAUUACUUCCACCAAUGGCUUCGUGCCGCAUAAAUCUUCCUCACCGGUGUUCUCCCGGAACGCCGCGCCUUGGUCCUACUUCUUCCCUCCAAAACCCUAAUCCUCUUCCUCAGUUACUUCCUCCAUUUCCAUUUUCUCGUCUCAAUUCCAGUAAGUUAUCCUCUUCCAGAAUCCGCCACCGAAGUAUUGUUGCCAUGAACCCUCCCAUGGCGAAGGAGGCGAAGCCUGUUUCAGAGGAUAGAAUGCUCUCGAUGGAUUUACAGGUGUAUGUUCCGCCUCAUCCAUUGAUCAAGCACUGGGUUUCCGUUUUGAGGAAUGAACAAACUCCUUGCCCCAUUUUUAAAAAUGCAAUGGCAGAGCUUGGGAGGCUACUUAUUUAUGAAGCUUCAAGGGAUUGGUUGCCUACUGUAACGGGAGAGAUACAGUCACCCAUGGGUGUUGCUUCAGUUGAGUUUGUCGAUCCGAGAGAGCCUGUGGCUAUAAUUCCUAUCCUCAGAGCUGGUCUAGCUCUUGCAGAAUACGCAUCAUCUGUGCUGCCUGCAACAAAAUUGUACCAUCUUGGAAUAAGCAGGGACGAGGAGACUCUUCAACCAACUGUAUAUCUUAACAAGUUACCAGAAAAUUUUCCUGAAGGUUGUAGAAUCUUUGUGGUCGAUCCCAUGCUUGCAACCGGUGGCACAAUAGUGGCAGCUCUUGAUCUCUUGAAGGAACGUGGAAUUGGCAACAAGCAAAUUAAAGUGAUAUCUGCUGUUGCUGCCCCUCCUGCCCUUCAAAAGCUCAGCGAGAAGUUUCCAGGGCUACAUGUAUACACCGGAAUUAUUGACCAGACUGUUAAUGAAAAAGGGUUUAUAAUUCCUGGACUUGGAGAUGCUGGCGAUCGGAGCUUCGGCACAUAAAAUUUGUUUCAUCGAGCUUCAGUAAUUUGCAUCUCUAAUUUUUACUUGGUAAUGAUCAAGUUGAUUAUUUGGCGAUUGUAAGAUUGCGUCCAAGGAUUGAUAAUUUUUGAAAGUUACGUCAAUGGAAGGCAGUAUAGUAGAAUUAGGCAAAAGCUGUGUUCUCUGGAUUGUAUAUGUACUUCAAUUCUUCGCCUUUAUCUUAACCUACAAUAAAAGAUGAGUUAAAUUAACAAGUUUAAA
Messenger RNA from Benincasa hispida (wax gourd), 1218 nucleotides. RefSeq names its product uracil phosphoribosyltransferase. The record is from RefSeq and is a predicted model, not a curated record. Gene Ontology annotation, biological process: uracil salvage. NCBI's taxonomy places the organism in Eukaryota, Viridiplantae, Streptophyta, Magnoliopsida, Cucurbitales, Cucurbitaceae. Gene Ontology annotation, molecular function: uracil phosphoribosyltransferase activity.